Symbiodinium sp. CCMP2456 is the source of this 2880-nucleotide messenger RNA. The record is from the annotation of a GenBank genome assembly. Lineage: Eukaryota; Dinophyceae; Suessiales; Symbiodiniaceae.
AUGCAGUCCACGCAGAGCCAGUCAUUGCCAGAUCUCCGAGACCAAGAUUUCAAGAAGUCGGGUUUCUUUGCGCUGAAGAGAGGGUCAAAAGUUCGCGACAUCAACCUAGAUGAGAUCAGGCAGAGGCGAGCUUCGAUACACCAUGGCAACAAGAAAAAGCAGGAGCUCUUAGAGCAAGACGAGCAAGAAAGGUGGGAGCGGCGGCGCCGCGGCCUUUAUGGCCUCAGCAACAGUGAAAGGGCCUGCUUUGCUCGACCUAUGCCUGCACCUCCGGAAGCGCUCGCACGUGUGAAGGACCUGGGUAGUGAAAGGCCAGAUAAGCGCAGCCUCAGCAAAGGUACUCUGCGGUCGGAGAGCGCCUGCUCAGAGGAGGGUGAGAGAAGCCCCAAGCCGCGACGCCGGAACGCGGCAGUGGUGACAGGCAAGGCCCGUCUGACCUCAGUGGAGCUGACGGAGGAGUCCGUGGAGCGCAUCCUAAGGGUCCUCUUUCCCACCAACCCUGCGUCUAUGGCACGCGUCGGCAGCAGCUAUCGGCGCCAGCGAGGUGUAAAAGCUCUGGCCUUCCAGGCUAACACCGCCUUAAGCGUUCCGGCUUUGCCAUCGAUCAACGCAUUGGGAAGCGAUGAUUCGGCAGUGAAGCGUAGCUUGACCAGUGUUCUGAAACCCUCCAAGGAGCGGCAACUGCAUGAGGCUCGAGAUUUCAAGGCUCAGCAGCUCACUCCCAGAUCUGCCCUCGACCACUCGCUGAAGAAGACGGUAUCGGGAAUAGACACAAAGCAGCUCAAGAAGAUGACUGAUCUCUUGAAGCGAGAGCUGAACAUCAAGUUUGAAGCUCAAGACUCAUCGGCACCCCGCCGACAACCUCUGUAUGUCACUCCAGAAGUUGCUGGAACAAAGAGAGACAAAGAGGUUCUGGGACGUUCCAAAUAUGAGGCCAGCAGUGUCGCGGAGGUCUGGGAGAGCGCAGAGCAGCCUGACUUCGCGAAGAAGCCCGUCUUCCACCGGCUGAAGAAUGCAGCGCUACUGGUUCGCAAGAUUGGUGACAUCGCCGAGGAGUUGAACAAGGAGGGAGGAGAGGCUCUUGCAGUUGCACGACGUCAGCAGCCAGCACCCCUGGCAGAUGACUGCAACUUCUCCCUGAGAAAGUUUCGCAAGAGGCUCCUGGGGAAACACUUGUGCCUCGCAGACGCUUUCCGUUGCCUGGACCUGAACGUGAACCAGGAGAUCGGGCCGCAGGAGUGGGGAGUCAUGUUCCGGGGCUCCGGCCUGGCUACGUUCCGGGAGGCGCGCAUCAGCUUUGAGCUCCUGGACUUGAACCGCGACGGCAGCGUGACCCUUGGUGAGUUCCAGGCUGCCCUUGAAGGCAUGGCUGAGAUCACAGGGGUCGAUUCACUCCGAAAGCGGUUGGUCUCGUUUGGAUACACAAAGACCAUGCAGGCUUUGGAAGCGAUGGAAGGACAUGGACUUGUGAAUCCGGCCAAGCCACUGAUUUUGGAGGAAUUUGCGGCUGCUUUGUGUCGUAUUCACGUUGUCGAGCCUGACGAGCACCGAGCCAUCUUUGAUAAUGUGCGAGACAGCAGAGACCCCGUCAGCAAGGCCUCCCUGUACGACUUGGUGGCUGCGCUCGGAAGUGUCGGUCCUUCCUUGCUCAUGGAGGACAUUGCUGACCGGGCCCGGCUCAAGUUCGGAAGCAGUGACGCAGUCUGGGAAGGUCUCGGGCCAGGAAGCUCGAGCAAGGAAAACAUUGAGCUGAAGGUUUUCGAGCGAAAGCUCAUUGACCGGCUAGGCCUGUCCAAGAUUGCCGCACAGAAGGCGUGUCGGAUUUUGGAUGUGGAUGACGGUGGGGAUCUGUCACGAUCCGAGCUCAUCUCCGCGCUGGCACUGUCCAGACCAACCCUGCACAUGGAGGACUUUCGGCGAAAGGUUCAGCAGCGCUAUCGCAGCAUCGAGGCGAUCUUCCGCGAAUCCUUUGAGCAUCUGGAAAACGAGGAGCUCAACAACGAUGACGAUAUGCGGUUGACCUGCGCUGAGUUCGCAGAGAUCUUAGAGGAGCUGGACUUCAGCAGGCGGGAGACCAGUUAUUUGUUUUGGUUGGCCGAUGCAAACGGGACGACCAAGCUCACUCUGUACGAGUUCUUCCGCGGGGUGAAGCUGUUUGUGCCAAGCUGCGUGGUCGAGGGCAUCCGCCUGCAGGCUCUUGUCCAUCAUCGGCGAAUUGCCGACCUGUUCCGCAAUGCUGGAGUGGCGUGGGAACGGCGCUUGAACUGUCAGGCUUUUGCGCAACUGCUGCUCAAGCUGGACGUGAAGUGUGAGGACCCUCAGGUCAUCUUUGAUUUUUUCGACGUCCGCAGCUGCGGCAACAUCUGCAUCAGUGAGGUCGUCUCCUCUCUGCAGAACCUCACCCCGGGCGUGAAGGAACGCACUACGUCGCAAGAGUCCGACAAGCGGGUGGAGAAGGAGAUUCGCGCAACAUUGGCACCGAUGCACAAGACGGUCAACGAGCUGAAGUCGACCAUGAAGCGGGACGUGCAUGAGGAUGGGAGGAGAGUGUCCGUGUCGGUCCCCAGGCCGGAGAAGCCCCCUGGGCCGGAUGCCGAAGCACACGGUCCCUUGUCGGUCCAGGGACCGAAAUGCAACUUUCCCGCCGUGGUUCUCAACGAAACUUUCCAAAGGAUCACUGGUGCACCUGAGGGACGCAAGAAGAACCCGAGCGUCACGGACUACUGUGGCAAGAAGACGGUGGAUGGGCUGUGUGGAUACCUGAAAUCCUCCAACGAUCUCUUGGAGGCUCACAGGCAAGUUCUGUCUCAUCACUACAGCAGGACGGAUUGGCACAAGAAGCAAGAGAGCAUCAAGGCCGUGCUGAACCGCCGCAUUUGA